Molecule: messenger RNA, 1436 nt
Organism: Vanessa atalanta (red admiral)
Lineage: Eukaryota; Metazoa; Arthropoda; Insecta; Lepidoptera; Nymphalidae
Product: palmitoyltransferase ZDHHC6-like
Exons: 8
Biological process (GO): protein palmitoylation
Cellular component (GO): Golgi apparatus
Molecular function (GO): palmitoyltransferase activity
Source: RefSeq, a predicted model, not a curated record
AGCAAUAUUGGCCAUUGGGUGAUUAUCGAAAAAUGGGAGUUUUGUGAAGCGGGUGUUGUAAAAAUUAAUAAAUAUAUUCCUCAUUUUAGGACAAUUUACUUUUCGAAUUUCAUAUGUAAUAAGUAUGUUAUACGAAAAAUGUAUUAUUUUUAAAUUAAUGAAAUGACGUUAAGUUUCAAUAUCAUAAAUAAUGAAUUUAUAGGUGCUAAGUAAAUUUUAUUAUGUUUAAUGAUGUAUGAAGCUAAGAACCGUACAUAUUUAUUAUUUAAAUAGGUAUACAUUGAUGAAUACAUCUCCAUAUAAUGUCGUCUCCAAUAAGACGCUUAUGCCAUUGGGGUCCAAUUGCAGUUUUAGGUAUAAUCAAAUUGAUAACAUGGUCAAUGGUACAUUUGAUGGGGAUGUGGUGGCCACCUCACGAAAGUCUCGGUGCUGCCUUACAUGCGGCUAUGUUCCUAGGUUUAGCUGCUUCUACUCUAUACUACUUCCUACAGGCCUUACUCGAAGGUCCAGGCUUUGUGCCCUUGGGAUGGAAACCAGAAAAUGAGGCUGACACGGAUUAUCUGCAAUAUUGUACAGUUUGCAAGGGAUAUAAAGCGCCGAGAUCACACCACUGCAGGAAAUGUGGCUACUGCAUAAAGAAAAUGGAUCACCACUGCCCGUGGAUUAACUGUUGUGUUGGUCACGCAAACCACAGCUACUUUACAUUGUUCCUAAUAUCAGCUGUACUGGGCUGUUUUCAUGCUUCUAUCGUGCUGUCCAUAUGCCUGUACCACGCAAUCAACCGCCUGUGGUACAUCCACCACGGUACGGGCCAGGAGCCGAUGAUAUACCUCACUCUGACCACGUUGCUGCUCACUCUGCUGGCUACUGGAAUGGCUAUAGGUGUCGUCUUGGCUGUCGGGACUCUUUUAUAUUUGCAGGUACGGGGCAUAGUUCGGAAUCGGACCACAAUAGAAGAUUGGAUCAUAGACAAGGCGGCCUGCAGACGAGAAGAGCAGGGUCUGCCUCCCUUCGUGUUUCCCUACGAUUUGGGGUGGAAGAAGAACGUGUACCUGCUGUUCCACGGGUCGCAGUACGACGGGAUACGGUGGCCCGUGCUCGACGGCUGCGGGGAAUACGACCUCACGGUGGAGCAGCGCGCGCAGAAGGCGGACAAGCGGUCGCGCGCGCGCCUGUACACGGCGAGCCGCGCCUACUCGGGCCGCUGGCUGCCGCUCGUGGCCUUCCCGCGCGCCGCGCUGGCGCCGCCCUGCACCGACGAGCCGCGCCUGCCGCUGCGCCGCGGGCAGCCGCUGCGCGCCACGCGCCAGCGACGGCACUGGCUCUUCGGCGAGAAAUUGACGGAGGCAGGUGAAGGCGUGCGGGGCGCGCGGGGCUGGUUCCCGCGCGCCGCGGCCACGCCCACCGCGGCCACGCCCACCGCGGCCACGCCCCCG